Molecule: messenger RNA, 3933 nt
Organism: Leptosia nina
Lineage: Eukaryota; Metazoa; Arthropoda; Insecta; Lepidoptera; Pieridae
Source: the annotation of a GenBank genome assembly
AUGGGAGCUCAAGGAAUAAAUAUUGAAUACAACAAGCCGGCGUUAAGCGGAAAAGAAGCUGCGACAGUAUUUAUGCAAUUGAACAACAUGAAUCAAGAUUUAGAACAGUUUAAGCCUCGACUUUAUCAGGCACAGCUUGAAGAAGUGGCAGUAAACAAAAAUACCAUUUUGCAUUUACCUACAGGAGCUGGAAAAACUGUCAUAGCUGCCCAUCUAAUAAAAAGGUUUAUGUAUAGCUUGAAGAAGCCAUGGGGAGAAGGGGGCAAGCGAACAUUUUUUCUAGUUAACACUGUUCCAUUAGUGAACCAGCAGAAAACUGUCAUAGAGAAGCUGUGUCCAGUCACAAUUGGUGGUUACAGUGGGGAGGAUAAAGUAGACUUUUGGAAUAAAACUAAAUGGGAUGCUGAACUUACAAAAUAUGAGGUUAUUGUGAUGACAAGUCAGAUUUUAAGUGAUAUGCUAACACACAACUACAUUAAAAUUGUGGACAUAAAUUUGAUGAUAUUCGAUGAGUGUCACCAAGCUGUAGACGACCACCCGAUGCGUCUAAUAAUGAAACAUUUUGAAGAGUGUCCACCGGCUUUGCAGCCUAGAGUUUUAGGUCUCACUGCUCCAUUGCUGAAUUCAAAUGUACCAUUACAUAAAGUUGAAGAGACGUUACAGAAACUUGAAACUACCUUCCACGCCACUAUUGCAACUGUAAAUGACAACAUUGGCGAGAUUCUAAGAUAUUCAACGAAUCCCACCGAGAUGUUAGUUCAUUUUCAAAAUCCAACACCAAAUAACGCCAUUGUGGAAGCCAAGAAGUUGCUAAGUCAUUUAUUGAUUCUCAUAAGUAAAGUCAAGUUGCCCCCGAAAAUUGUUACUACUGUUGAGUUGAAUUAUGGACAACAAAUUAUUACUUAUGAUACUAAAAAGAUUAACAAAGAGGUAGCCAAUAUGGUGACGUCAAUUUGCUACCAUUUGGACGAACUGGGUGCAUACGGUGGUGUACUGUGCAUCAUAGCCUAUACAAUACUCUUGGAACGGUUAAAACGGCGGGCCACGUCUGAGGAAGAGCUGAUGUACACCUUCACUAUUACUCAUUGCACUGAGGCAAAAAUGGUGUUAUUAAAUCACAUGAGAGAGGAUACUGGAUUCACGAAAAUCGUAAAACACUCUUCACCUAAAGUAAUUCUUUUGUUAAAACUUUUGAAAGAUGCAUGGAGAGAAAAGGGCAAUGAACUCUCUUCCAUCAUAUUUACUCAACAACGAUUUACGGCAAAGUUGUUAUAUAAUCUGCUUAAAGCAGUUAAGAAACAUAACUCGGAGUUUGAUUUUCUCAAACAUGAUUUUAUCGUUGGUUUCAAUGUAAAUCCGUAUAAUAACACAAGGGAACAACAUUUAACGAAAAAACUAAGUCAUCAGGCUCUGCUACAAUUUAAAAAUAGGGAUUUGAUGUGUUUGAUAUCUACUCGAGUUAUAGAAGAGGGCGUGGAUAUACCACAGUGCCUACUUGUCAUACGAUAUGAUCUGCCAUUGGAAUAUAGAUCCUACAUUCAAAGCAAAGGUCGUGCCAGAAACAAGGAGUCCAAGUUCAUAAUGAUGGUUUCUGAAGAGAAUAGUCUCAAAUUCAGACAAAAAUAUCAGAACUUCCAACAACUGGAAGGACGAUUGCAUCAAUCGCUGUUGAGUAACUGCUUAGAACGUGCAGCACCAACCGAGGAAGAUAUUAAAGCGUUAUACGAAGAAGACGAUAUUCCACCCUACGUCAAUAGCAAUGGAAAGCGCCUAUUUUCAUCAUCAGCUAUAGCUCUCCUAUAUCGGUAUUGCUCCGUGCUUCCACACGACCAGUUUACCCUGAUUACUCCCAUGUGGAUUCUUGAAAAGGGCAGCAAUCAGAUAACGAUCGUUAUGCCCAUUAUGUGCCCAGUUAAACAACCAAUAAAGGGCCAACCGUCGAAGAAUUUAAAGACCGCAAAGCGAUCGGCUGCUCUUAACGCUUGCAUCAAAUUGAUUGAAAGUGGGGAAUUAGGGCCAGAAAUGUUGCCUAGGAAGUAUGGGGAAGUACAGUAUGAGCAAAUAGACAUAAAAGAAUGUUUUCCUAAUUGGCCAUGGGACAAACCUGAUGAAUUGCAGGGAAAACAGGGAGUGCCAGCAGCGGGUACUAAGAAGAGAGUGAGAAAGCAUAAAAAAGUGUACCCGAGUUUGUUGAACGGAAGAUUGUGGACAGGUGGAAACCAGAAGUUUUAUUUGCAUUUAAUCAAAUUAGGUACAGCCUUCGAGAAAUCAAAGACCUCACGCGAGAGUGCUCUAUAUAAUCUUCUUCAAUUGGACGAUGGCUAUGGGCUUCUUACUAUGCAGCCAUUGCCGGAACUGUGUGAUUUUCCUAUGUUUUUAAUGAUUGGAGAAGUAACAACAAGCGUCGUGAUGAACUACUCAGUGCUUGAUUUGGAUCUGAACAUGUUCGAGCUUGUUAAACACUUUCAUUUCUACGUGUUCGAUCAAGUGCUAGCGAUAGCGAAGAAGUUCGUUGUUUUCGAGGGAUUAGUUAACUGUUUGUACGUUGUUCCUACUUGCAAGAGGGAUAGAUUUGUUAUAAAUUGGGAUAUAAUGCAGACCUAUAAAGAAGUACCACCUGUUGCUGUGCCGUCGAAUAAAGAAAGAAGUUCGAUCCAAGUGACACGAGAAACUUAUCAGAAUCAAGUUGUAACGCCGUGGUACCGAGCUACUUUGCUGCCUGAUAGGUAUAUAGUAUCAGAUGUCCUCGAGCAUAUGACACCCAAUUCCCCGUUCGAUUCUAACUCAUUCGAAUCGUAUGCAGAUUAUUACUCCAAUAAAUACCAGUUGGAAAUCGUGGGUCCAGGAAACCAGCCAUUGUUGGAAGUACGCCGUAUCAGUACCGGGAUGAACUGUCUAUUACCACGAGGACCGACAAUAAGGGCUUUUACGGAGAAGCAGAAGAGGCUUGUCUCCUUAGCAAACGGUGAUGACAAGCCGAACGGCUUCAACGAAAUCUUCAUACCAGAAUUCUGUAUCAAGUACGAAUAUCCUAGUGUACUGUGGUAUAAGGCAUUUAUGCUGCCUAGCAUAAUUCAUAGGGUUACCAUGCUUCUAGUUGCGUAUGAGCUGCGCGCGCAAAUUGCUAGAGAUACUAUGUAUGGCCAGCCUCAUUUGAACAAAGGUGAGAAAUGGUUGCCAAUAUCAACGGACUUAAACAAAGCCAUGAAGAGUCUACUAUCACAAGUUGAAGAGCCGGCGACAUUCAAUAGUAUAGACAGGAUAAAUGACCCUAUUGAUGAAUAUGCGCCUCGGCCGCUAAAUAUUGUCACUAUGAAGCAGACCAUUCACCAACUUCAGAAGAAAAAGCUGGAUAAGGAGUAUCCUUGGGAGGAAACCGCCGAACCCCUAGACGUCGAGCGAAAUCUUACGGAUGUGACUCUAAUGGACAUAGAGUGCUACGAUGCAUUCGUCAUGGCGCCAAUAGAAGAGACAAAGCCCGCCCAUCCAGCUAAAUCGCCCGUCAGCCAACCUUUAUCCACUGCUAUAUUGCCACCUCCGUUAAGGUAUUCGGACAAGAUACACCUGCUUUCGCGCGGAGCAACGGGUCGUGGUCCUGAGUUGCGUGACAUCUUAUCAGCACUGACGACGAUCAAUUCUCACGACUCCUUCGACUUGGAAAGAGUGGAAACCCUCGGAGAUUCUUUCUUGAAGUUUGCCUCAACCUUGUAUCUCUACAACAAAUUCCCGCGGCUGGAUGAAGGCCAGCUGACUAACAUUAAGGGGCGAUUGUUAGGAAACAGAAACUUAUACUAUGCUGGUGAGAAAAUCAAUCUCGGUGGUCGUAUGAAAGUGGAACAGUUCGCUCCAAAAAGUGAUUUCAUAAUUCCUGGCUUCUUCGCUCCUAAAGAAGUGAUUAACUUUAUUGAAGAACAGAAGGUAAGUUUUGAAUAA